This is a messenger RNA of Brachypodium distachyon (stiff brome), 2544 nucleotides long. Its product is annotated as telomere-binding protein 1. The record is from RefSeq and is a predicted model, not a curated record. The transcript has 11 exons. NCBI's taxonomy places the organism in Eukaryota, Viridiplantae, Streptophyta, Magnoliopsida, Poales, Poaceae. Bases 376 to 2274 code for a protein of 632 amino acids.
GAGGAGAGAAAAAAAUGGAGUGGGUGUGGUAUAAAGAAGACACGAGAGGAUGCUGAGGGUUUAAGCGAGGGGAGAUAGAGAGAGAAGAAGGAGAAAGAGGAGUUGGUUCCGAGGGGUUUUUCUUCUUCCGUCCGCCGAUCCAGGAGGAAACUGCAAGGAAACCGAUGAAAAGGAUUCCUGCGCAGGUGCUCAAUCUUGGAUGACUCGUUUCAGAUGCUCUUUGGAGGUGAUCUCACUCUCCUAUAAAUCUUCACCGUUUCUUGCUAUGGCAAGUUCUACUGCAUCAAACCAUCCGGCUUCAGAUAAAGAUUAUCUAUGUGGUAUUUGUGUCCAUUUGUUGCCAGUGAAAGUCCCUCUCUUAAGUGAGAUCAAGAAAUGGUGGUGCGAAAGAGGUUGGAUUAUGGAUCCCGUGGCCACCAAGUUCCCACUAUGCCACGUGUUCCAAGCUCAGCUCGGGGGAAACGCUCAACAAGGAGAAAGAAAGAUGAGAUGUGUGCGUUUGAUUUGCUUGCGACCGUUGCAGGAACACUGUUAGCAGGUCAGGAGAAUUCAUCUAAUGUUCCUAGCACCAAUACAGCGGCUGCAAACUAUGCCAAGAAGAGGAAAUCGGUUAAAGCUGAACAGUGUGAUGAAGUUCUGCCGCUCAAAAGUGUAGCUGUGGAGAAUUGUAUAGUGGGUUCUGGUGGUGUCUGUGCCUCUCCUAGGCAAGCUAACAUCUGCUUGGCAGAAAACUCGUCGACAAGAAAUGAAACUAACUCAGUAUUAGAGUUACUAACUGUGAAACCAAGUAUGUUGGUUAACGACUCGUUGUUUACUUGUACAAAAUCAUGUGACCGUGGUCAUCCUGGAUCUACACGGUCAAUGGAGGCUAACCAAGUGCAGGUGCAGCAACCUAUGGCUGGUGACACCACAACUCUAUACAGUUUGGUUAGCUCUGUGGAUCUGGAUGGCAGACCUCCUGCUUUGGUUAGCUCUGACAGUAGCUCAGGAAUGCCUGACCACAAUACCUCCCCCUUAUGCCAUGCUGAAGUGCAGCAUGCUGCAUAUAGAGAUGAUGACGAAAAUUCUUCCGGGUGCACUCAUUCAUGCACCGCAGGAAACAAGAGUUACAUGCCACAUUAUACAGGCGAUAAUAAGAUAAGAAAAUUGUUCGCAUCGAAGUUAAGAAAGGCAGCUCGUAGUAAGAUGUGUGGAGAGAUGUCUAAUAAAGGUAGCAAGCUAAACUUCUGUGAAAAGAAGAUAUCCACCACACGCCAAAAGGUGCAAAGAGCAAUAUUCAAGAGGAAAAAGCUAGUGCGGCGUCAUUUUACACCAUCUUCUCCUAAAGGGAUUGUAACCGAAGCCAGCGGGACACCAUUUUCUGUGGAAGGUCAAAAUCCAUUAUGUGGAUCUGAGGACUACCAUGUCAAGUUAAGAAUCAAGUCAUUCACCAUCCCGGAACUGUUUGUUGAGAUCCCUGAAAAAGCAACAGUUGGUUCAUUGAAGAGAACUGUAAUGGAUGUUGUUACUAGUAUAAUUGAAGGUGGCCUCCGGGUCGGUGUUCUUCUUGAAGGAAAGAAUAUUCAAGAUGACAGCAAGACACUUCGUCAGGCUAGAAUUUGCCAUGGUCAAAAUCUAGAUAACAUAGACUUUACAUUGGAAUGUGAAGCUGGGCAAAACUCUUCCCCUGGGGUCAUGAUACCAGAGGAAAUGAAUAUUCUUGGAGCAGAUGCCGCAGAACCAUUAGCCAGGAUAAAGUGUGAAGAGCCAUUUUCUGAAACUAAGGUCGUUGGUAACAAUCAGCAGCAUAUGCACACUUCUUUAAACUGCGUCCGGAGCGAUCCUGGUUCUGUUCAUUCUCUUGUCGAAUUGACUGCGCAAGAAACAUCAGCAUGCUCACAAGCCAUUGUCCCUGCUGUCUCUCCAAACUCAGAGGCUCUAGCCAUUGUGCCCCUUUGUAAGUCGAAGCGGCCUGGUAUUGCACAAAGGCGCAUAAGGAGGCCAUUCUCUUUGCCUGAGGUGGAGGCGCUAGUGGACGCUGUCGAACAGCUUGGGACAGGAAGGUGGAGAGAUGUUAAAAUGCUCGCCUUUGACAAUUCUGAUCAUAGGACCUAUGUUGACCUUAAGGACAAGUGGAAGACCCUGGUGCACACUGCAAGCAUAGCCCCGCAACAGAGGCGAGGCGAGCCUGUUCCGCAGGAUCUGCUCGACCGGGUGCUGGCGGCGCAGGCCUACUGGUCCCAGCAUCAGCUCUCAGCCAAAGCUUCAGGACCGGGCUCCUCCAGCUGCUGCUGAAAUCUCUGCCUUGCCUAGAAAGGAACACUGAUCCUUCUGUAAAAAAAAGAUGUCCAAAGGAGUUCGACUAAUUUAUGUAUUAUUCCAAACUCACAGAUAAUUUGUUUUCCUUCUCUUUGGUUGAUGGUCAAGCCAGGUGCUCUCUUCCUCUGUGGAUUAAUAAGAGAAAGUACCUAGUCUGGCAGCCCCUUUGUAAAUGGUUUUAUAAACGAUUUGCAUACUUCUGAUUCAUCAGAUGCUCAUAAAAAAACUCUUCUACAUUCCAAUUUU